Centruroides sculpturatus (bark scorpion) is the source of this 3021-nucleotide messenger RNA. RefSeq lists its product as uncharacterized. The transcript has 6 exons. The record is from RefSeq and is a predicted model, not a curated record. Bases 2358 to 2711 code for a protein of 117 amino acids. NCBI's taxonomy places the organism in Eukaryota, Metazoa, Arthropoda, Arachnida, Scorpiones, Buthidae.
ACUGAUCCGACGUUGAAUCAUAGAAUUUGAAGCUUUUUGUAUAAUGUACGAUACCCUUUUUCAUAGCUUGCGUCCCCUCUUUUUCAUAGUCUGCGGGCGCCGCUGUAAGUAAAUCACUUAUUUUCCGAUAAAUUUAAUACCAGAUUCUUACCGAAUAAUUCACUCAUUCAAGUCACAAGGGUGAAGAAAGGGAAACACAGUUACUGGAAAUUUUAAGUGAGGAAUACCAAAUUGAAGAAGAGGUCGAAAAAAAUAAUGGGACUCCGAGAAAUUCGAAAAUUCAGGAUUAUUUUAGACAAGCAAGAGAAACCGAAAAACAAGGUAUUGACGAUUCACAAUAUACGAAUUAAUUCAGGAAAAAUUUUGCCAGUUAAACUUAGAAAUUCAGCCAAUAAUAGCUGAAGUUAAUAAGAUAAAAGAAGAAAAUAAUAUUUAUAAGGAAGAGAUGAAGAUAAUUGGUUACAAGAUACAAAAAUUAGAAGAAAAUUAUAUAAAUAACGAAAAGAUAAAAGGUAUGUUGGAAUUUCGAAUUUGAUAAAUUGGUAAAUGACAAUACAAGUAAGAACAUAAUAAUUUUUAAUUUUCCGAAUUAAAACAUGGAACGUUGCUCAACAAAUCAAACAAUUUAUUAACAAAGAAUUAGGUCUAAAAAAUAUAGACAUUGAAGAACUAGUCCAACUUAAAAAUAGUAAGAAUAACCUAAUAAUAAAAGUAUGUCCGGAAUCUGUAAAAGAUAGAAAUUUAGUUCUCAGGAAAUUUUUGGACUUUGAAACCAAAAAUUGUUAGUGAAAUCGAGAAAAAAAUAAUAAUUACAACGGAUUUGUGUAUUAGAUCAAGAAUUAGAAGAAAAAACUACAGGAUCAAAUUAAAAUAGAAAAAACUAUUAAAAAUAAAAUAUUAAUAAGAGAUGAUUACUAUAUUAAGGAUAAUAUAAUAUAUACAAUUGAUAUGAAUACAAACAAGAUUAUUCAAAUGGAUUGUUCUUUUAGAAAUAGACAGACGACUAAAAAGAACAGGACUGAAAAGAAAAUCAUACCGAAUUAAGUUUAGAUCCUUCAAAUAAGAAAACAGUAAUUGAAAAUAUUUGUAAUAAAAGCUUUGUAAAACUGGAAAAUAGUAAAGUAAAAGUAAAGGGAAAAAAUGUUAGUAAUGUAAUGGUAGUAAAAAUAUGAGAGAGACUAACAAAGACAAAAAAAUUUCUGUCCAAUAGGGUUUUGGAGAAUAUAAGGUCUUUGCAGAAAAAUUAUAAAGUCUUACUAAAAGAAUUCAUAGAUCCUAACAUUAUAAUUGGUUCAAGGGAACCUGGAUGAUAAUUUGAAGUGACAGUCAAAACUAAUAGUUAAUAAACACGUUAUCAUAGUAUUUAGUGAAGCAAAAAUGAAGAAACAAGAAUAAAUUAAUCUACUUUGUAAAAGUAGCUAUCAUAAAUAUAAAUUUAAUAAAGUAAAUAAGAUCUUUGUAAUGCAAAAACAAUGAGCUAUUGUAUGCGGAAUAUUGAAUAAAUUUGAAGUGUUUUAAAACAGGUGUAAAAAGGAACAUACUAAAUGUCAUUUAUAAGUUAGAAUAUAAUUAUAUGUAGAAAUAAAUUUGUGUAGAUAAUCAAGAAAUUGUGAAAUCCAACCGCCCCGAUUGUAACAGACGGAAGGCGAAUGUACAUCGAAAAGUUAAUUUAUGUAAACUUUUAAAAUUGUAUAAACAUCUCCCUUGUAACAGGCUAUUGCCUAUUACAUUAAUAAACAUUGAUUAAUAAUAAUGAUUAAUAAUUCACUCAUUCGGAGGAACAGAAAUAACAUAAUAAUAAUAAUAAUAAGUAAGCAAUACACUUCUGAUCCUUUUUAUAUUAAGGUCAUCCCGUAUCUCUAAAAUACAAUGGACUACAGAAGCAUUUUAUGUUGUAACAUAUUUAAAAAUAAUGGAAGCUGAAUGUCUCAGGCUCAGUCCUUCACCAGCCGGGUGUCGGCAUCGAGAACCUGGCUGAAUCCCUAAUAGGCAUGGUUAAUUACUUGCCCAUGAAAAAUUCCCGGAUUUCUCAUGGGCAGUUUUAAUCGUUUCGGUCAUCGGACCGUCAUUGGUUUUCAAUUAGAAAUUUGUUACAACUAAGUUAUAUUACAAACUGCAUUAAACGGGGUUUGUAUUACAGGAAUAAUUUAACAUAUUUAAUUAAUAUGUUCUGUAUUAAAAGUUAAUGGAUAUAACCUAAUUAAAAGGUUAUUGUAUAAAAAAUGUAAAAUUCAUAAGUUAAAUUAAUAAUAGCGUAAUUAUAAUUGCAUUAAUUAAACAACGUAUAUAUAUAAAGGCAUGGAUUGACGAGUGUUGUAGAUUGUAUUAAUUGUCUAUAGAAAAUUAAUUUUCUCAGUAUGCUGUUUAUAAAGAUUUUUAUUUUAAUUGCAAUUUGUACGGUUUACAUUCAAGCACAACUUGCUGAUAGAUUGAGUAGAAAAUACUGUUCGAGUGGAAAUCAAGCAGCUUUGAGGUUCUGCGCUAUGGAAAACAAUGCGGGAAUUGUUCUCGAUAUAUUUCGAAAUUGUGUAUUGCAAUUUAAAAAAUUUUAUACGUUGCACGAAAUGUCAGAGUACAUCUGCAAUAAUAUUAAUGGAGAGGAAUUCGUUCGAUAUAAAAAGUGUGCAGAACCAGCUUUAACUUCAGCAGCCGAGCGUGAUGAGAAGUUUUUGCCCAUACUUGACAAUUGCUUAGCUGUUUACAAUGAUUGAAGAUGAAGAAUCGAAUCAAGAAAUUUUCAUCAGCCCUUCCUUCCUUCUCUUUGUAUCUGAUUUCAUUUAUCAUAAAUUUCUAUAAGAUAUUCCGUUUUAACGAUCAUACUACAAUUUAUAAUUGCAUUAAUUAUAUAUUUUAUUUCUAAAUUUUAAAUAAUAAAACGACACCGAUUUAAUUUCUUAAAUAAUAUUUCGCAUAUUCUUGCACUUAUCAAUUGCCAUCGAUUGUCUGAAUUGUCCGAAACAAUUUCUUUGUAAAGAAAACAAAUUAUUUCAUUCUAAAUGGAUUUUUGAAAAAAAAUAAGAA